AUGGCAGACGACGCAAUGACCGGCGGGCACUUCACCCAUAACAACACCACAGCACACAAAGCAGAUCGCGUGCUUCCCCUCUUCUCCCUCAAAGGUCGCACUGCUAUCGUCUCUGGCGCUGGGGCGGGAAUCGGGUUAGCAGUUGCCCACGCACUGGCGGAAGCUGGUGCCAAUGUUGCGAUUUGGUACAACAGCAAUAAGAAGGCUAUCGCCGAGGCCGAGAAGAUUGAGAAGGAAUACGGUGUCAUGUGCAAAGCUUUCCAAGUGAACAUAACCGACUACAGCGCUGUUGAGACUGCUGUCAACACUAUCGUCCGAGAAUUCAAUGGCCGCCUCGACGUCUUUAUCGCGAACUCGGGUAUCCCGUGGACGCAAGGCCCCGCAGUGGAUGGCGAGCUAGAGCACUACCGCAAGGUCGUGGCAACGGAUUUGGAUGGCACCUUUUACUGUGCCCGGGUCGCAGGCUUGCAUUGGAGACGGCAAAAGUUGGAAGGUACAACAAUUGAUGGCAAGAAGCUGGAAAAUUAUAGGGGAGGCAGCUUUGUGGCCACGGCGAGCAUGAGUGGACAUAUCGUCAAUGUCCCGCAGAUGCAGGCUGCAUAUAAUGCUGCCAAGGCGGGGGUUAUCCAUCUGUGCAAGUCGCUCGCCGUUGAGUGGGUAGGUUUCGCUCGAGCGAACAGCGUUUCUCCCGGCUACAUUGCAACCGAGAUCUCCGACUUUGUUCCCCAACCCACCAAGAACAUUUGGAAGGAUAAGAUUCCCAUGGGUCGCGAGGGAGAGGCCCAUGAACUGAAAGGCGCAUUCCUGUACCUGGCUUCGGAUGCUGCUAGCUAUACUACAGGAGCUGAUCUCGUCGUUGAUGGUGGGUACUGUCUCCCUUAG
Molecule: messenger RNA, 882 nt
Organism: Amorphotheca resinae ATCC 22711
Lineage: Eukaryota; Fungi; Ascomycota; Leotiomycetes; Helotiales; Amorphothecaceae
Exons: 4
Coding region: 1-882 (293 amino acids)
Cellular component (GO): intracellular anatomical structure
Molecular function (GO): oxidoreductase activity, acting on NAD(P)H, oxygen as acceptor
Source: RefSeq, a predicted model, not a curated record